UCGCGCCUGUCUCACUAACUGAACUAAACUCAAAUUUAAAAGCAGUCGUUUCAUUAACCGUCGCUCAUAAAAAUAUUAUCUUGUUGUUGUUUCAAUUUAAUGUUAUUCGUUUUCUAUAAUUUGCACAAAUUUAAUGAAUUGAUAUUACGAUUCCUGCAAGGAACUAAAAAGUAUGAAUAAUAUGUGACAAAAAACAUCCAAAAGCCUUUUUGGUUUGAUAAAAAUAAUUGACAGUUCCCUGAUCAUCGCGAGAAGAAGAUAUGAAAAGGCUAAUAAAUUGCUAACGAAGCUGAAUAAAAACGGACAUUUAAACUGUCCAUAAUUUAUUUUUAGUACUUAAUAAUAAAAAAACAACAAUGGUGGAAAGUGAAAAAGUAACAAUAGAUACAGUCCAAGUGGCUCUUCGUAUUCGACCUUUGAUGCAGCAGGAGAUUGAAAGAGGUUGUGAUGAAUGUAUAGAAGUUGUCCCUGGAGAGCAGCAAGUGCAAAUAAAGGACCUUGCAUUCACAUACAAUUAUGUAUUUGCUCAGCACAUAACUCAGCAAGAAUUUUAUGACACAUCAGUGAAAGGUCUUAUAGGAAAACUCUUUCAAGGUUACAAUGUAACAAUACUUGCCUAUGGCCAGACAGGCUCAGGAAAGACCUAUACAAUGGGUACAAAUUACUCAGGAUCCGAUGGAGACUCCACUAAAUUAGGUGUAAUUCCACAAGCUGUAGCAGACAUAUUUGAUUUCAUAGAGACCCAUGAAGAUAAGUUUGUCUUCAAAGUUACAGUUUCUUUUAUGGAAUUGUAUCAAGAACAGUGCUAUGAUUUACUAUCUGGGAAAGAACGCGGUCACAGUAUCAUAGAAAUCAGGGAAGACAUAAACAAAGGUGUUAUAUUGCCAGGCAUAACAGAGUUGCCAGUUACAUCUACAGCUGAAACUAUGAUGGUUCUGGAGCGAGGGUCCAUUGGCAGAGUAACAGGCUCAACAGCUAUGAACCAGGCAUCAAGUCGGAGUCAUGCAGUGUUUACUAUAGUUAUAACAAAAGAGAGCAGGACUGACAAGAAUUUAGCAACAACUUCAAAAUUCCAUUUAGUUGAUUUAGCUGGUUCUGAACGCAUAAAAAAGACCAAGGCAAGUGGCGAGAGAUUGAAAGAAGGUGUGAAGAUCAACCAAGGUUUACUAGCACUGGGAAAUGUCAUAUCUGCACUUGGCGAUGGCACCAACCGAAGUUUUAUAAGUUAUAGAGAUAGCAAGCUCACAAGAUUAUUACAGGAUAGUCUUGGCGGCAACUCGUUGACUUUGAUGGUCGCUUGCGUAAGUCCAGCGGAUUACAAUUUAGACGAGACGGUCUCUACGCUGCGCUACGCCGACCGCGCGCGUCGCAUUAGAAACAAACCUAUCAUUAAUCAAGAUGCUAAAGCCGCUGAAAUCAUCAGAUUGAACAACUUAGUCAAUGAACUAAGGCUAGAGCUUCUCGGAAAGUUGCCGACAAUAUCUGAACAGAAAAAUGAACAACUACAAGAGCAGUUAGAAAGAGAGAAAGCGAAGUACGCCGAACUACUGAAAAAGCAUAAGCAAGUUACUGAACAUCUCGGUAAUAUGCUCAUUGAAAACACAAAUUUAUGCGAAAAGGCACUUUUGGCGGAGGCCGCAAAGGACAAAAUUGAACGGAAACUGAAUGAGUUGACGGAACAAUGUAACCAAACCAUUGACAAUCUAAACACAAGCGAGAAAGUACAAAAUAACGACUCUCAAAGAACUAGUGUUGUUGAUUACUUAAAGGAGAUUAAGACAAGAUUAGAAGAUCUACAGUCUGUUAAUUUGAAGAAUAAUGAAGAGCUGAUAGACCAUGAAAUUAAGUUGUCCUUUGUCAAAGAAGAGAAUGAUCAAGAUAAAGUUGAUGAAGAAGUGUUGUUGAAUGAGGACCAAGCAGUUUUAGAGGAAGAGAAGAGAGCUAUGGGACAGGUGGCACUAAACCAAGAGCUACAAGAAUUGAACCGAGCUAUGGCUAUCAAAGCGUCGGUGGUACAAGCGAUACUUGCAAACAACAAGGACAUGCUGGACAGUCACAAUAAUCUCAGAGAGAAUGAAGAAAAGAUCGCUCAGCUCGAGAAAGAGAAAGAUGAACUUCUGCAACAGUUAAAACGAACUAAGACAAAAGAUCCAUCACACGAAGAGCGACGUACUAAAGUAUCAGCCCUAGAAUCUGAAAUACAAGACUUGAAGAAGAAAUGUCAGCACCAGGCCAACAUCAUUAAGACAAAAGAGAAGAACGAAGCUAAAAUUGCGGCGCUCAAUGCUGAAUUGCAGGCCAUGAAAGUCACUAAGGUAAAAAUAAUAAAACAAAUGCGCGAGGAGAGCGAGAAAUUCCGUAAAUGGAAGGCUGACAACGAACGUGCACUGCUGCGUCUGCGCAACGAGGACCGAAAGCGCGCCACUGCCAUGGCCAAGAUGGAGUCGCUCCACGCCAAGCAGCAGAACGUGCUCAAGCGCAAGAUGGAGGAGGCUGUUGCCGUCAACAAGAGGCUUAAGGAGGCUCUAGAUAAACAAAAACACACUGCAAUGAAGCGCAAUGCUAAGGGUAACAUGAAAGCAGGCGCACUGCAACAGUAUAUUGAGCAGGAAUUGGAGGUCCAUCUCAGCAUUGUGGAUGCAGAGAAGUCCCUCGAAGAACUCAUGGAGUACAGGGCAUGGAUAACAGAACAGAUCGAGAGUCUUCGCAAUAGUACAGACGACGAGGCGAAUAGAAACAAGAUUGCAGAGCUUGAAAAUGAUCUCGCGCUACGCAAGGCGCAAAUAUCGGACCUGCAACAGAAGAUAUUGACAGCUGACCAGGAAAACAAAUCGCGCACCCAAUGGGACAAUAUCCAGUCUAUGCUCGAAGCAAAAGUAGCCCUCAAAUGCUUAUUUGAGUUACUCGUAGACUCCAAGCGGGAACUUCAGAACCAAAGUGAGAAGGGAUACCAGGCAAGAUAUGAGGAGAUAAAGGAAGCUCAUGACAGAUUAAUGGUUGAAUUUGAAGCCAGCAAAACUGAGUUCGAAAGGCAACUGGCGAUGAUUAAGUUGCAGAACGAGCAGAAGCUAUCAGCUUUAGUGGCUGCACAACGCGGCGUGGUCGGUAGAGGGGACAAGAACGAAGCGUGCAAGCAUCUGCAAAAUGUCAUCCAAUACCAACAGGACAAACUGGAACAAAUAGAGGAAGAAAAUAAAAAGCUAGUAGAUGAGUUAGAACAACUUCGUGCAGCCGGGAAAAAGCCCAAGAAAGGAACGAAGAAGGAGACGACUGUACAGGCGUUGAAGAAAGUGGAGUACGUAGAAAUGACUGAUGAAGACGAGGACGAGUUUGAAGAUGAAGAGAAAGAUCCGGACUGGAGGGCCACGCCGCUCUUCAAGCGGAUACAGGCACAACGCUCACGGCUGACGAUGAACUUCACGAACAGUGAGCUCGAUAGUGGCGGUUCACGCGCGUCCAAACGCGGCAGCGACGGCUGCCCCCAUUGCACCUGCCGCGGCAGUUGCUCCACCAAGAUGUGCGGUUGUGUCAAGUCCGACAAGGGCUGCGGCUCCGCUUGCCGCUGUCAGCGAGAGCUGUGCAAGAAUCGACGGGCGUCUUCCGGCAGUGAGGACAAGGAGAACAAUCCAUCGAGUACAGAACUAUCUCUUGACACUACGCCACCGUCCUACUUCGACAAACGAGGUCAUCUUGACGCUACAUACGUAAAGAAGAAGAAAAGCUAUUUCUUCCCCCAUGAUCAUGGUAAUGGCGGCGCUAAACCUAUAAAGACUGAGUAACCAACCUUCCUGGAGAUGCAGUAUAGUUAUAUUCACACACAUAUGAUCACUUAUUUUUAUUAUAAAUUCGAGUGCCUUUAUUGAGAUGAGUUUUUAUUUUUAUACAAUACGAUCUAAAUUAAGUAUGUGUUGUUUCAAUAGGUAUUUUUACUAACUGGCUUUUGCUCGUGUUGACAGCAUUUAAUUCGGAAAAUAAAGACAAUUAAAUGCAAAUUGUGGAAAUAUAUAAUAUUUUCCGAAAUGCUCUGCCCGUGUCUUUAUUUUUUGCGUUAACUAAAAAAAAUAUUUUAAAUAAACUGACAUUCGAAAAGUAUUGUUUGUAAAUUAGAGGAGUAGAUCUCUGAAUAAAUGUAUUUAUUAUA
This is a messenger RNA of Galleria mellonella (greater wax moth), 4141 nucleotides long. RefSeq names its product chromosome-associated kinesin KIF4A (gene Klp3A). The coding region runs from base 357 to 3779 and encodes 1140 amino acids. Gene Ontology annotation, molecular function: microtubule motor activity; microtubule binding; ATP binding. The record is from RefSeq and is a predicted model, not a curated record. Gene Ontology annotation, biological process: microtubule-based movement; mitotic spindle organization. The transcript is spliced from 20 exons. NCBI's taxonomy places the organism in Eukaryota, Metazoa, Arthropoda, Insecta, Lepidoptera, Pyralidae.